UUAAAAGUCUGUAUUCUCUUGAGCACAAAAAAUGUCUCUUGCAGAAACCUAUGUGCAUAAGUGAGUAAUAAAGGAAAGCUCUGACCUUAAUUGAAGAACAGGAUACCGUGAUCUGAAGGUUGCAGAAACAAAUGUCAGUCUUAAAGGAGACUUUUCUUGAUGCGGUGACUUUGCAAUGCUCUGCGGUAACUUGGGAUGCUCUGCGGUAACUUUGCGAUGCUCUGCGGUAAUUUUGCGAUGCUCUGCGGUGACUUUGCGAUACUCUGCGGUAACUUGCUAUGCUCUGCGUGAACUCUCUGGAUGCAACACGUGGUCUCUUGAUGGAUAGCGGUGCGGGCACUCUAGCUCUGGACUCUG
Messenger RNA from Staurois parvus, 357 nucleotides. Lineage: Eukaryota; Metazoa; Chordata; Amphibia; Anura; Ranidae. The record is from the annotation of a GenBank genome assembly.